This is a messenger RNA of Enhydra lutris kenyoni (northern sea otter), 1782 nucleotides long. RefSeq names its product T-cell-interacting, activating receptor on myeloid cells protein 1-like. The record is from RefSeq and is a predicted model, not a curated record. Lineage: Eukaryota; Metazoa; Chordata; Mammalia; Carnivora; Mustelidae. Gene Ontology annotation, cellular component: plasma membrane.
AUGAUCUCUAAGCUAGUGACACUCCUCUGUCUCAGGCUGUGUGCUGGCCAAGGAAGCAGGGGGACCAACGAGUCCCUUCCCAAGCCCUCCCUCAGGGCCUGGCCCAGCUCGGUGAUGCCUCCCUGGAGUAACGUGACGCUGCAAUGCCAGACUUCUACCAAGAAUGCCAACUUUGUUCUCAGCAAGGGAAAAGUUCCUUUGGAGUCUGGGCAAUCAUGGAUUUCCACAGAUGGGCCGGCUGAAUUUCACCUCACUGACCUACAAUUCAGCAAUGCUGGAAAGUACACCUGUGAGUACUACAGACGGGGGGCCCCGAGCACACGUUCACAGCCCAGUGACGUCCUCCUACUACUGGUGACAGGAAAUUUUCCUAAACCUUCCCUGCAAGCCCACCAAAGGGGUGAGGUGACCGCAGGAGACACCGUGACCCUAUGCCAGACGGCAGCCAAUGUUUACGAGACUAUAAUGUUUGCUCUACUGAAGGCGGGAGCAGCAGGGCCCGUUCAGCUCCAGGGUCCAGUAGAGAAGGAGACGGACUUCUCCCUCCAGAAUGCGACAGCUGGUGACACCGGGAACUACAGCUGUGUGUACUUCCAGACCAGCGCUCCUUUCUGGGCCUCCAAGCCCAGCAAUCAUCUGGAGAUCCGGGUGACAGCUCCCCCAGGGGCCGCGUCCCGGGAUUACACCUCGGGCAACCUCAUCCGACUGGGUCUGGCUGCCGUGACUGUGGUGAUUAUGGGGGCUCUCGUGGCGGAAGCCUGGUGCGGCCAGAAGGAGUCUCCACGUGCAUCCACAUAAAACAGCUGAGCGCGUCUCUUCUUUGGGCUGGUGUCGCGACACGGGGCUCUCUCAACACCAGACUCCACCAUGGGACUUCUUGUGGUUCUCAACGUAGACACAGACGGCAUUUUGGGUGGGACAGUUCUUCAUCACAGGGGACUGUCCUGUUUGUUGUGGGAACACUUAGCACCACUUCUCAUUCCCAUUAAAGAGCAGUUGAAGCCCCAGUCAUCGUGGAAGAAGAUAGCAAACAAGUUCUAUUGUGCUUUUCCCAACACCCCUAGAUGUGGAGGACGGGAGUGGGGUGGUGUUGUCCUGGUGGACAGCCUGCAUGAGGAGGCCAGGGAAAUAAUAUUCUUCCUCUUCCUCCCUCUCCUGGCCUCAGGUCUGUACUGCCCACAUGCCCCUGGCUGCCUAGGAAGGAUGAGCACUGGCGGGGAGCCCUGUGGAUUCUGAGUCCCACGGAACCUGCACUCUUCGCUCUAUGAAGAACCACUCGCGGACGAGACUCACCUUCCCUCCUGCUGCAGCUUCGCCUGGGGCUGAGGACAGGCUGGAGCCUAAAGAUGCACCUCAUAAACUUGGAGGACCUGAAAAAAUGCUUAAAGCUUCAGAGUCAGGCUGGGUAACCUGUGUCGUCACUUCUGUAGGAACUGUCAUUCCACUGAAAAGUGGGGAAAACACUGCUACCCACAUAUCCAUUACUGACUCCUCUCCAUUCUCUAUUUCGUGCUUCUGGACCAAUGAGUCGGGUAUUUAAACUUCCGUACUCAUCGCACGUGUCUUUCGACUUUGAUUUCCCAGAGUCCCAACAUUCCACCUCAUUUGGGAGACUUCCUCUCAGUUUCUGGCACCGAGCUGCCCCCGAGGUGCGCCCACAUGUCUCAUUUCCUGGUGCAGCUGUAAAAUGUUCCAUAGUAUUUUCAUGUUCAAGAUCUGUUGUUUGUCAAUAAUCUUGUUCUUUUUCACAAAUACCCCUUCUUAUUUUAGAGCUGGUAUCGC